ACCGUCUCCAAAAGUGUGUCUGCAACAUUACCAAAACGAAACCUUCCCAUUGGAUUCCCACAACUUUUUCCUGUUUUAAAUUAAUUCUUUUUUGUCAGAAACAGAGAAAUAAAAUUGUUUAGUAUUGUUCCUUGUUUUGGUGUGAGAUGGAAAGAGAUUUUCUUGGUUUGAGCGACAAGCAGUAUCUCAGCAACGUUAAACGCGAGGCUGGCGAUGAUCGUGUCGGAGAACUAGGGUUGAGCAAGAAGGCAGCUAGACAAUGGGGAAAGGCAAAGUUCUUGCCUAGUUCAAGUUUCAUGCCUGCUGCUGCAGAUUUUCAGGCGGGAUCGUACCACUGGGGCCCAGUUUCUGCGGCCAGCAAUCUCCGCAUAAACCAAUUAAGCGGUGGUGCGUUUCAGAACGCGAAUCCGCUUUUACUUGGCGGAUCAGUUCCGUUAACAAAUCAUUCUUCUUUCCGUCCUGCCUUGAACUCGUCGGCUGAUGCACGAGUGACUUCCUCAGGAUCACUACCUCAGCUCACUAUCUUCUAUGGUGGAACUGUUAGCGUCUUUAAUGAUAUAUCUCCUGAUAAGGCUCAAGCUGUUAUGUUAUGUGCCCGGAACGGUUUGAAAGGAGAAACUGGAGAGAACAGCUUGAAGAAACCGGUUCGAGAAACUGAAAGAGUCUAUGGAAAACAAAUCCAUAACGCUCCUGCUGCUGCUGCAUCAUCAAGCUCUGCCACUUACGCUGAAAGUUUCUCUAGGUGUAGAGACAGACCCGUUGGUACGUCUAAUGCAAUGUGUAUGAUUGAAUCAUUCAACGCAGCAGGUCCUGGAAAUAUGAUUCCUUCAGUUCCUCAAGCUCGUAAAGCAUCGUUGGCUCGGUUCUUGGAGAAGCGCAAAGAGAGGCUCAUGAGUGCACUGCCGUACAAGAAGAUGCUUCUUGAUUUGUCGACCGGAGAAUCCAGUGGAAUGAAUUACUCUUCUGCUUCGCAUACCUAAAACCUUUCUUCUUCUUCCUUUUCUAAAACCACUCUGAGGUUUUAUUACGAUGGUAACUUGUAAUAUAAUCAAUAGAUUAUUAUUAUUAGCUACCAUUUAUUAUGCUACGAGCAGGAAAAGGCGUCAGGCGUCUAUAUAUUUGAACAUUGUUGUAAUGGUUUAGUCUGUUAUCGUAGGAUCACUUUAUUAUUUCAAACACUAACAUAUAUUUUAUAUGGUUUCAUGUCUGUUAAGAAUAAAAACCACCUUUGUUAUUAA
This is a messenger RNA of Raphanus sativus (radish), 1238 nucleotides long. Its product is annotated as protein TIFY 7-like. Gene Ontology annotation, biological process: regulation of jasmonic acid mediated signaling pathway; regulation of defense response; response to wounding. The record is from RefSeq and is a predicted model, not a curated record. Lineage: Eukaryota; Viridiplantae; Streptophyta; Magnoliopsida; Brassicales; Brassicaceae. The transcript is spliced from 7 exons. Gene Ontology annotation, cellular component: nucleus. Bases 147 to 980 code for a protein of 277 amino acids.